This is a messenger RNA of Vigna angularis (adzuki bean), 1336 nucleotides long. Its product is annotated as UMP-CMP kinase. The record is from RefSeq and is a predicted model, not a curated record. The transcript is spliced from 9 exons. NCBI's taxonomy places the organism in Eukaryota, Viridiplantae, Streptophyta, Magnoliopsida, Fabales, Fabaceae. Gene Ontology annotation, cellular component: nucleus; cytoplasm. Gene Ontology annotation, biological process: UDP biosynthetic process; 'de novo' pyrimidine nucleobase biosynthetic process; CDP biosynthetic process. The coding region runs from base 194 to 913 and encodes 239 amino acids. Gene Ontology annotation, molecular function: UMP kinase activity; ATP binding.
UUAAAAAGAAGGAAAACGAGAGGGGAGGCGAGGGAAAGCGGUGUGGUGUCCAUUCCCAUGUGUGUUGUGUCUCCUCUGUCCUUCAUCGAGCACGCACCUUAACACAACCGUAACCUUCAAACUCAAAGCAUCGUUUAAGAAACCCUCAUCUCACUCACCUCAAUAAUACUCGAAUUCAAAAUCAGAAACACAAAUGUGGAAACUCGCAACCAAAUCAUCCCGUUUUCUUCCUCUGCUGCUGCAACUUCCUAAACACGACGCUUCGCUUUCUCAAAGAUUCACCACUGGAUUUCCCUUCCACUCGCCCUUCCAGGAAACGGGUGGGAUUUCUCCCAAACAAGUAGCUACAGUUAUAACUUUUGUUUUAGGAGGUCCUGGUAGUGGAAAAGGUACGCAAUGUGCAAAAAUUGUUGAAACCUUUGGAUAUAAGCAUCUGAGUGCUGGAGACCUUUUGAGAAGGGAGAUGAGUUCUGAUAGUAAAUAUGGCUCAAUGAUUCUGAAUACAAUUAAGGAAGGAAAAAUUGUUCCAUCAGAAGUUACUGUCAAAUUGAUUUUAAGAGAGAUGAAAUCUAGUGACAACCGGAAGUUUCUUAUUGAUGGUUUCCCUAGAAGCGAGGAGAACCGUAUAGCUUUUGAACAAAUUAUUGGAGCAGAACCACGAUUUGUACUUUUCUUUGAUUGCCCUGAAGAAGAGAUGGUGAAACGUGUGCUUAGCCGUAAUGAGGGUCGAGUUGAUGACAAUAUAGAUACAAUGAGGAAUCGUCUUAAAGUGUUUGAAGCUUUGAAUCUUCCCGUUAUUGAUUAUUAUGCGAAGAAGGGGAAACUUUACAGGAUCAAUGCAGUGGGAACAGCGGAUGAAAUAUUUAAGCAAGUUCGGCCAGUUUUUGAGGCUUGUGAGCUCGAGGCUAAAUGAAAGCUGUUUGAUUUGGCUGAGAACACUGUCAAGUUGACUAAAUUUUGGAUUUAGUGAGAACCCAACAUUGUUAGCUGUUGACUACAAGAUCUGUCCUAAUGUCUUGCGGCUUGUCGUGUGGGAUUUGGUAGCUCUAAACUCAUCCCCUGAAGUAUUUCAAAUUGACAUGUACACGUCCACCAUUCACAGGAGAUGGUUCUUGUUGCCUUUUUUAUUUCCUCCUUAUAAUGCCUAACCGGCAAUAUACAGCUUAUGCGUUAUGCCCUCGAGAAAAAGGCAUACGCCUGGUGCUAAACUGUUUCUAACAACAUAGGAAUUGUUUAGAAAGCGCAGAUUAUGCGAUUUAGUACCGUAUGUUUGUAACAAUAAAUUGAAUUGUAUAUCUCGCACAAGUUUGAAGUAAACGAGUUAUAUUAAUAAUAA